AUGAGAAGCUUAAACAUUCCAAUUGAUGGAAAUGUACUUAAAGAACAAGCACACUUUUUUGCUUCCAAAUUAAACAUCAAAGAUUUUAAAGCAUCGUAUGGUUGGUUACAGAAAUUUAAAUUUCGGAAAGGUUUGAGUGUCCGGAAAGUGUGUGGUGAAAGUGCAGCAGUAGACACGUCAUCAGCAAAUGAAUGGAAAGAAGAAAAGUUGAAAUUGCUUCUUUCUGAAUACGCUGCAGAUGACGUUUUUAAUGUGGACAAAACAGCUUUGUUUUUUAAAAUUUUGCCAGAAAGAACAUUAGCUUACAAAGGAGAUAAAUGUGUUGGAGGUAAUAAAGCUAAAGAGAGACUUACAGUUUUGAUUGCAGCCAACAUGACUGGGUCACAAAAAUUGCCUCUGCUCUUUAUUGGAAAAUAUAUGAAACCAAGGUGUUUCAAAAAUGUUCAGAAGAUUCCUGCUGCAUAUUACGCUAAUAAUAAGGCCUGGAUGACUAGCAACAUCUAUGAAAAAUGUUACUUGAAGACAUCUUAA
This is a messenger RNA of Stegodyphus dumicola, 531 nucleotides long. RefSeq names its product tigger transposable element-derived protein 4-like. The record is from RefSeq and is a predicted model, not a curated record. NCBI's taxonomy places the organism in Eukaryota, Metazoa, Arthropoda, Arachnida, Araneae, Eresidae.